AUGGCUUCUCAGAUCAUCAACGUCUUCUUGACUUCGUUUCCCGGUCUUGAUUUGAGGCAACAGCUUUCAGAUCGACUUCCACACAUAGACUCUCGACUCAUUUUUACCACUACCUCAAACAAGGAGGUUUUCUCUUCGGAAGCCCCAGUAGCCACCUUACUUUCCAGUCCCAAUGACGCAUUCCUACCUCUCCGACUCUCGGUACCGUUAUGUGGUGGAAAGGGUGGUUUCGGCUCCCAGCUUCGUGCUGCUGGUGGGCGCAUGUCCUCCAAGCGAAAGAACAACCAAGGCGAUAGUAAUAGCUCCAACCGCAACCUGGAUGGCCGGCGUCUCAGGACAGUCAACGAAGCGAAAGCCCUGGCUGAGUACCUCGCGCUGAAACCAGAAAUGGAGAAAAAAGACAAGGAAGCCAGACGAGCUCGCUGGGAGCAAGUUGUUGCUCUUUCCGAAAGAAGAGAGGAAGAGAUUCGAAAUGGGUCAAAGGGAAAAGUCGACGGCAAAUGGGUGGAAGAUAAAGAAGAAGCUGGAGAGCGGGCGCGAGAAGCAGUGCUGACGGCAAUGAGAUCUGGAGAUUAUCAUGACAAUCUCAAGGAGUCCUCCAGCGGUAGUUCUAGCGGCGCAUCUGCUCAGACAAGUGAAGAGAGCGAAGAAGAGGAUAUGAGAGACUUGAAACAAAACGCACUCGCAGUUUCCUCGAUUUUACAACCAACCCCUACGCUCGCCAGGUCAUACUUCGGCUUCGACGAAGACGACGAUUUCAUGAGUGAUGACGGAGAGGGAGAAGACCGGGCCGACGAUACCACGGUAGAUGUCACUGCAUCUGUAAACGGCAAGGGCAAAUCAAAAGCCAUGGCACGGCCUCCGAGACCUCGCAAGCACCAGCUCCAUGUUGAUGCUACCACAACACCCUCACACGGCUUUCCAACUCCUUCACAACUGUUAAAUCUUCCACGAUCAUGCCCAGGUUGCGGUGCGUUUACACAGACCGUAAGCCCGGGGCAGCCUGGCUUCUAUGGCAACAAUCGAAAGUCCGUGAAGGCUUUCAUAAGUCGCCAUGGGCAAUGCCCGGAUAAGGGACAUGAUGGGGAAUUAAGACUGUUCGAACGCAUCUUAGGAGCUGCAGACGCAUCUUUGUUGUCUCAGAUGGGCCUACAGGGAGGAGGGGAAAACAAUACAGAGGUCCAUCCAACAAUCAGAUCUAUUCAAGAAAUCAUUGCCGAAUCGCCGCAUAAAUACAACCACGUCUAUCAUGUUCUGGACGCAGCUGAUUUUCCACUUUCUCUCAUACCUUCUCUUCAACGAAGUCUUUCGCUAGCACCGCAAAGAUCAUUGAAUAGGAGAGCUAAAACGAGUCACUAUCAAUAUGGGCGGAAAGCGGAGAUGAGUUUCAUCAUUACACGUUCGGAUCUGUUGGCCCCGAAGAAGGAGCAGGUCGACAGCCUGAUGCCUUACAUCUUACAAGUCCUUCGAAAUGCUUUGGGUGGAUCCGCUGAAAACCUGCGCCUCGGUAACGUGCGCUGUGUAAGUUCAAAAAGGGGUUGGUGGACGAAACAGGUCAAGGAAGAUAUCUGGAAUCGAGGUGGAGGUGGGUGGAUGGUCGGCAAGGUGAACGUCGGCAAAAGCAAUCUGUUCGAGAACAUCUUUCCGAAAGGUCGGAGCAAUGACCUUAAUUUUGGCUCCUUCCGGUAUGCUGCGCAGCAGAAACUGCCUCGUGACGUACCUGAUGCCAACGGAGACGAACAACGGAGGAGCCAAUCAACCCAGGACCCGCCCAAGGAAACGGAAUCACAGCUCUUAGAAGACUCUUCCUUGCCUCCUGCGCCACCAGAAACUCCGUACCCUGUGUUGCCUUUAGUAUCGUCUCUCCCUGGGACGACAGCGUCUCCAAUCAGAGUACCAUUUGGCGGCGGCAGAGGCGAGUUGAUCGAUUUACCUGGUCUGGCGCGUGGGGAUCUUGAACAAUUCGUUACGGAUGUUCACAAGGUUGAUCUUGUAAUGCAUGAUCGGGUCAAGCCAGAGCAACUCGUGAUCAAGCCUGGCCAGUCACUCCUCGUUGGGGGCCUGUUGCGUAUCACGCCGACUACGCCUAAUUUGAUCUUUUUGGCCUACCCGUUUCUACCAUUGAGGUGCCAUGUUACCUCUACAGAACGGGCAAUUGCAAUUCAUACUCAGCACGAAGAUUCCGGUGUAUCUACAAUUGCGAAACCGGGCAUUGGAAGCAGGAUGCAAUCAGCCGGGAGUUUCUCCUUGGAAUGGGACGUCACCAAGCAGCGCGCUGGACCAUUGACCAAGGCUGCCGCUGCCGGAUUGAGCACGAAAACAUUGCCAUUCAUGGUGUUUUCGGCUGACAUCCUGGUCGAAGGAUGCGGCUGGGUCGAACUUGUUGCUCAGGUUCGGAAAAGGGACAUGGAAACGGGGAUGGAGCCUGGUGACCUUUUCGACACCAGACCAUAUCCAAGGGUUGAGGUUUCUAGCCCUGAUGGCGGCCAUGUAGGAGUUCGCCAGCCUAUGAAUAUUUGGUCGCUCUGUGGUGAGAAGCCUGUGUCGUCGAGCAAAGGGCUCGUGAGGCCAAGACGUAGCAUGAAAGGGGUCAAGAAAAACUUGAAGAAAGCCAGGAGGGCAGUAUCGUCAUCCUAA
This is a messenger RNA of Letharia lupina, 2637 nucleotides long. RefSeq lists its product as uncharacterized. The coding region runs from base 1 to 2637 and encodes 878 amino acids. Lineage: Eukaryota; Fungi; Ascomycota; Lecanoromycetes; Lecanorales; Parmeliaceae. Gene Ontology annotation, cellular component: mitochondrion. The record is from RefSeq and is a predicted model, not a curated record. The transcript is spliced from 4 exons.